Mirounga angustirostris (Northern elephant seal) is the source of this 4680-nucleotide messenger RNA. It is a transcript of the gene CATSPERE, whose product is annotated as catsper channel auxiliary subunit epsilon. The record is from RefSeq and is a predicted model, not a curated record. Gene Ontology annotation, biological process: flagellated sperm motility; sperm capacitation. Bases 194 to 3049 code for a protein of 951 amino acids. The transcript has 22 exons. Gene Ontology annotation, cellular component: sperm principal piece; CatSper complex. Lineage: Eukaryota; Metazoa; Chordata; Mammalia; Carnivora; Phocidae.
GAGCCAGAUAGCGGCGCGCGCUGGCACGCAUGCGCACACGCACUAGCCCGCGCGGGUGGGGAAGCCAACCCCACCCCUCCCCGGGGCGCGCGGCCCCCAGCACUCUCUCCGCUGGUCCGCCGGAGACCCCCGUGAGCGCGCGAGGUCAGGACGGGCGCGGCCUGGGCCGUUGGGCGGAGGCUGUCCGGGCGCCAUGUCAGCCCAGGGAGUGGCGGUCCUGCUGUCGUGGCUGAGCUGCUGCGGCUCGGCCGUGUGGAGGUAUUCCACUAACAGCCCGAACUACCACAUUUUUAGUACCAGAAGUACUAUUAAGUUAGAGUAUGAAGGAACACUAUUUUCUGAGUGGAGUGUGCCAGCAACUUGUUCUGUGAAAAAUAAAAGCUCACCCAAGACAGAACUGCGUUGUUCUUCUCCUGGUGUUCAGACUAUAAGACCAAUUGUCACGGGCCCAGAUUCAGAGGAAGAACGCAAUUUGUCUGUGGACAGUUCCCAUAUUUGUUUCCUGUGGUAUUAUAAAGUCAUAAAUUUCUUUCACAAUUUAACCCAGGUUGUUGUUAUAUGGAUAUAUGAUCCAGAAAAUGCAGACCCCAGUGAGUUGCUGUGGAAUGCAAAUGAACCUUCACUAAAUUCCAUAAUACUUACCAAGCAGUUGGCCACUUUGGGACAGAAGCCUGGCAUAUAUACAACUCUGAGGAGAAGAAUUUAUCUUCCAUAUGACAAAAUGAAGAAUGGGACCUGGCAUAUUUUGAUACCAAUGACAACAGAUGAUGUGCUAAAGGAGAUUAAAGGAAAUCAAGUGGCUUUUCAAGAUUGCUUUAUUGCAGAUUUUCUUUUCCUGCUGACCUUUCCUUUGUUGACAAUACCUGAGAUUCCUGGAUUUUUACCAAUCUCUUCACCACAUGGUAGUCAGUUAAUAGCAGCCUGGGCUGAUUGUGUUCCUUCAUCUGUUGUUGUGGUAGCCGAUAUGGAGACCUUUCAAACAAAUGAUUCAUUCCGUACUUGGACCAGAAUCAGAGUGCCUCCAAACAUUUUGACUGAGGAUGAAAGACACAGUGUGUCUGAUGUAAGCCUAUCACAGGAUGGAAUAUUUUUUCUAAUAAAUGGUAUUCUUUACAUAAAAAGUUUUACUGGGUUCAAAAGACUGGGAAUAAGUGAAAAUCUUCCUGCUAGUGGAAUUAUUGGCAUUACAACAAGAAAAUGGUGUUGGGUCAAAUAUUUAUUAAAGGCUAAAAGAAGAAGUAGCAUGGCAAUCUGGACAGAAAAUGAAGUUUAUCUCGGAUAUACUUUUCUUAAAUUUGUCAAAAUAAUAACUACUGAAAAACUGAAAAAUCUUCUAAAUAUAUCAUCAGCUGCUACACUGACUAUACACAAUGUCGAGUAUCCAGGACACCCUUUGGAACUUGCCUUAUUAUUAAAUUACUGCACUGCAUGUAACAUCAACAAAACAAUUUAUGUGGUAAUAUACAAUGAAGAUACAGAACAGUGGGUGUACCAAGACUUUGCAUUAGAUGUCUCUACGGACAGUUUUUUAACCCCACAUUUUAUAUACGCAGCACUGCCAGAUUUAAUACUGCGGGACAAACAUCGGAUCUACUAUUGUUAUCACAAUUUCACCGAGACUGGAGUUUUACAAACACCUACAGAAUUUGGAAAUCUAUCAAGAUUAUCACAUAACAGCAUUAUUCAUGAUAUUUUCAUAGAUUAUUAUGGAAAUGUUGUGGUAAAAAUGGAAAAUAACAUAAUGUUUUAUUUCAAGAUCAAUAUUAGAGCUGCAAUAAAACUACAUUUAUGGACAAAUAGCACAAUGAAGUCAUUAAUUUUAUUGAGUUCAUCUGCUCAAAUAUAUCUCAUAUAUGUUUUUGAAAAUGGCACAGUACAGCCACGGGAAUAUCCUUUAAAACUGGAAUCACAAAGUGUACAUUUCACUACAAAAGAAAAAUGCCCCUACAUGGCAUUUCAUAAUAAUAUUUUAAGUGUUUUUUACUUUUUGGACAAGGGACAGAACCUGUCCAUUUGGGCUCAAAUAGUCUAUCCAGAAAAUGUUGGUCUGUAUAUUGUUGUGGAAUCAUACGGCCCAAAUAUAUUACAAGAGAAAGAACAGGUUCACUAUGAAAUCGCCCUAGGAUACUGCACUAAAACCACGACAGUAACAUUUUUUCAGAAUAUAAAUUAUGAGGCAGUAGAUGACUACUUCAAGUUGCAAGACCAGAACACGGGCCUUCGGCUUGUGCAGGUUCGGCCUAGUGAAUAUGCAAGAGCAUGUCCAAUAGCCCAAAAGGUGUUCCAAAUAGCUGUUGGCUGUGAUUCUACUAAAUACAUUGCUGUUAAAGGAUUUAAUAAAAAAGACUGUCUUCAGCAUGAUUUCUUUUACGUUAUUGAAAAGUCAUACCUGAGGAAUCAACCAUCUAAAAACUUGAGAGUAAAAUAUAAUUGGAAAAAAUAUGGCUGCCCAUUGAGACUUGAUUUCGGAGAAAAGUUUCACCCUUUGGUUCAAUUAUACAAUGACAAUGGCUACGUGGAAGACGUGGAAGUAAAUUUCAUUGUGUGGGAAAUACACGGCAGGAAGGACUACAGCUUUAAUAAUACCAUGAAGAAGAGUGGUUGUUUAAAUGAAGCCCAGACGUGGAAGUCAAUGACUAAGCUUAACCAGCACCUCCCACUAGAAGAAGCCUGGGGACCUGAAAACUAUAAGCACUGUUUCUCUUAUGCUAUUGGAAAACCAGGAGAUUUAAAUCAACCAUAUGAGAUAAUCAACAAGUCUAACUAUAACCAUUUAACUUGGCCUGAGGACCAUUCUGGAAUGUAUGUGUUUCGUGUGAAGAUCCUGGAUCCAAACUAUAGUUUCUGUAACCUAACAGCUAUAUUUGCAAUAGAGACCUUUGGAAUGAUUCCCAGUCCAAGUGGCUACCUGGUUGCUGCCUUCCUAUUUGUCCUGAUGCUACUGUUCUUCAGUAUUCUAGUUUUGAGCUAUUUCCAUUAUAUGAGGAUUUAUAAACAAUAUCUUUAUGAACCAAUUAACAGAUAUGAUAGAAAACAAAAGAAUAAUUAGGAAAAAUGAAAGUUUCUUUAGUAUUGAGAUAUAUAUAUGUAGAGAGUGUAUAUAUAUAUACUUACAAGUGUGUGUGUGACCAAGAAAUACUAAGGAUAAGCACAUAGUAUGUAUCAACAAAUUCAAGCUCUAAAAAUGUUCUUAAAUUACCCAAGACAAAUAUUCUCAUAUCUAUUGUGUGUUAUAAAAUUAAUUUUAAGAUAUUUGCCCUUACCUUAAGGUACUCUAUAUACUCUUAUAUGGCUUCUUUAAAAAUUAAAAUAAAAGAAAACUAAAUUUGCCUAUUAGUAUCAUUCUUAAGAAUGAAAGUAAAUUUUUGAAAGUGUAUAAAUAUGUCAAAUAUUUUUUUAGCAUGGGGGAGGGGCAAAGGGAGAAGGACGGGGAGGAAGCAGACUCCUCACUGAGUGCAGAGCCUAACUGAGAGUGGAGACUAACUCAGGGCUAAAUCUCACGACCUGUUCGUGCCCUGAGCCGAAAUCAAGAGUUGGACACUUAACCGAAUGAGCCACGCAGGCGCCCCUCAAAUAUUAUUUUGCAUGAAAUUUUUCAUAUGAAAUCUUAUAUAGCUGUAGUUAAUUUAUGUAUAAAAGGCUUAAUGUGUCCUAAAAAAAAUCUGUCUUAAAUGUAUUUCAGAAGUUCUUCCAGUGGUAGAUUCACACAUGAAACGUACAACUUAUUAUAUUGAAAAUGAGAAGCUGAUGCUCUAAACUUUGAAGUUUUAGAAUAUGAUUUCCAUGUUCAACAUAAGCUUCUUAAUUUAUCUAAAUGUUACCACAGCUUUCAAACAAUUAGUAUUUGUAACAGUCAGAGUUCAACUAGAGAAGCAGAACUUGUGAGAGGUGUGUGUGCAUAUGUGUGUGUGUGUGUGUGUGUAAAGAGAUUUAUUUAAAAGAACCGGCUUAUGUGAUUGCGGAGGCUAGCUAAACAAGUCUGAAAUCUAUAGCACAAACAUCAAGAACAGAAGAUCACAAAAAAUAGAAGAGCAAUAUGGAACUCCAUGGGCACAGAUCAAAGCGUUGUCCAUAAUUAGAAUUUCUUAUUUUACUGAAAUCAAGAGCAAGACAGGGAUACCUGCUAUUCAUUACUCUUUUGAAGGUUCUGACAUUACAAGAGGAAAAUAAAAUGAAAUGACCAUUGUAAAUACUGGGGGAAAGGAGAUAAAAAUCCUCUUUUUCAAUAAUAGGAUAAUAUGCCUAGGAAACCUAAAAUUACUAGAAAAUUUUAAAAUUACUAACAAGAAUUACUAGAUGAAGAUAACUUGAUAGCUCAAUAUGAGAUAAAUAUUUAAAAAUUAAUACCUUUUCUAGGUGUCUGCUUUCCACUCAGGUCAUGAUCUCAGGAUCCUGGAUCAAGCCAAAUGGACUCCCUGAUCAGCAGGAAGUCUACUUCUCCCUCUCCCUCUGCCCCUCCCCCCAGCUCGUGUGCUCUCUCUCUAUCAAAUAAAUAAUAAAUAAAAUACCUAUUCUCUAUAAUGUUCUAUAACAGCAAUAGAAAAAAUAAAAAGUAAUCUAUUCGUUGUAAUGACUAAUUAUAUAUAAUUAAAUUUAAUAUAAAAGGUUUUAGACAUACAUGAAAAAAUCAUUAAAAUCUUUAUUGAGGGAGAUAAGACAAAAUCUGAUAAAAAUAUUUAA